UUAUCUGAAGUUCAUGGUGCGGUGCGCGUCUCCACUCGUUUCGAAUGGGCGGUGGUGCUUGAAUAUGUGAUUUAAUCGGAAGAUGUGUCUGGUUUUGUGUAAUUUAAUUACAAAGUGUUUUUGUGCUGUUGAUCGGAUGUUGCGGUAGGAUUGCCAUGUCCAGGCUUGUGGACUAUUUUGUCAUAGUGGGCUUCGACCAUGAGAAAGAACGUCCAGGAGGCGGGCUCAGUAACGGCGUCAUUCUUCAACGCUUUCCCGAAACCAAUUGGGAGGACACGCCAUUUCACGACGGCAUAGAAUGGUUCUGUCAACCGCAAGGAUGGGCACUAUCGACGGAGCGUUCGGAGCCUCGCUUCUACGUGUCGGUUCUGACGGACGUGGACGCGAACAGGCACUACUGCGCCUGUCUCUGCUUCAACGAGACCGUGGCCAUAACGCCUACAAAGCCAGCAGACGAGGACGAAGAGUCACUGGACUCGAGCCGGCCGGUCCCGAACAUAACCCACCACAGCAUCAUGUACGCGCCCAAGUGUCUGGUCAUCGUUUCGCGGCAAGACUACAUCGAUACAUUUCGGAAUUGCCUCGGCAUAAUCUACACGGUGUGGGUUGAGAACCUGGGCGUGCCACUGGAGACACUAGUCGGUAACCUGCUGGGCUGCGUAUUGGUACCCCCGCCCGGGGGCCCGCAGGUUCGCUUCAGUAUCGGAGCCGGUGACCGGCAGGCGUUGCAGCCGCCCGCGGCGCCGCCUAUGCCGGUCACGCAUAACGCGGUGUACAUGCUGUUGAGAUUAUUAGGGAUUCACAAUUCGGUGACACUGUGGUGUGCGGUGAUGAGCGAACACAAAGUGUUGCUAGUUUCGUUAGCCGCAGCGCGAUUAUCAGCAGCUUGCAGGGCGCUCGCAGCUCUCAUGUUCCCUUUCAGAUACGCUCAUGUAUACAUACCACUCUUACCGGCCGGCUUAGCAGAAGUUUUGGCGACACCCACGCCUUUUCUUAUUGGGGUCCAUUCGAGCUUGAAAGACGAGGUAUCCGAGUUGCUGGAUGUCAUAGUGGCAGAUCUCGACGUAGGAUCGCUCCACAUACCGGCGAGUGUGAACAUCCCUCGUCCAGAAGGGAAACUCCUGUCCUCCCUUCAGGAUUCUUUGGCCCUAGUGCUUCAGCCCGAGUUGAAGUCAGCAGACUCGGCCUUCGCCCCUCCACCUCCAUCCUCGUCCCCACCACACAUGUUGGAUAAGGAGAUCAGAGCGGUGUUCAUGAGGACGUUAGCUAAAUUGUUACAGGGUUACAGACACUGCCUCACAAUAAUAAGGAUCCACCCGGCACCCGUGCUAACAUUCCACAAAGCUGGUUUUUUAGGCGCCAGGGGCCUAUCCCAGUGUCCCUUUGCAGUCAGACUGCUCGAUUCAAUGUUCUUUAACGGUCUGGUCGCUGAACGAGGACCCCCCUGGAGACCGACGGAUAUUUGGGACGAAUUAGUGCAAAACCUACCCGAACAACUCCGAUUAGAAUCUUUAAACCCAGAGUUGGAACUACAGCACUUACAGGAUCUUGCUAUGCAGCUACAUCUCAAUGAAAAUCCUAAUCCACAGGUAUUUCAAUAUCGCGUGCUGCGGCCGCCGGAGGGCGCGUCGGCGCGCAUCCACCAGCCGCCGCUGCCGCCGCUGGACGCGCCGCGCGUCGCCGCCGUCAUCCAGGACGUCGCCGCGAGGAACGCCGCCAACACCCGAUUAUCUGCAAUGCGGUUACCAGCGCCCAGGAUCAUCCCGCCUGGGGCUCCUCCCACCGGUGCCGCAGAACACACGCAGUUAAUAGUCACUAAUUCUGCUAGACGACUUGAGGUGCUGCGCUCCUGCAUAGCCGCGACGUUCGAGUGCCGCUACGCCGACGCGCGCAAGUCGCUCCCCGGCGUGGUGCGCGCGCUGCGGGCGGCGGGCGCGCGCGCGGCGCUGGUGCGCGACCUGGCGGCGCGCCUGCCCGCCAACAAGCACCUGCUGCAGCACCACCAGUUCGAGCUCGUCGUGCGGCUCAUGAACUGCACCCUUCAGUCCACGACCGCGCUGGACGAACACUCCAUAGCAGCCGCUAUACUGCCGCUAGCCACCGCCUACUGCCGAAAGCUGUGCACGGGUGUCAUUCAGUACGCCUACAUGUGUAUACAGGAGCACCAGGUGUGGACGAGCCAGCAGUUCUGGGAGGCGGCCUUCUAUCAGGACGUACAGCGAGAUAUCAAAGCGCUGUACCUGCCCAGCCCUACACACCACCACCGCGUGCCCAGUCCCAGGGAGGAUGACGAGUACAUAUCGUUACUGAAAGCACAAGAGCCGAGCGCGCUGGAGAUCGCUGCGGAACAGAUGCGUCUGUGGUCCAGUUUGCCGGCUGAGAAACAGCGUGAGUUGACCGCGAGUGAAGAGUCAACGCUGUACAGUCAGGCCAUCCACUACGCCAACCGCAUGGUGUACCUGCUUCUGCCGCUAGAGGGCGCCGGCCGGCGAGCUGAGGCGAGGGACGAUGAUCGCAUCAGCAACAGCAUCACCAACAGCGUCGCAGAGUCAGACAGUGCGGACGCAGAGUCUGGUUUCGAAGAGGCAGAUCCGGGGGAAGCUGGCAAUAAUGUGAUAAAAAUGGUCUCAAGAUUUGUUGAUAAGGUGUGUACGGAGGGCGGCGUGUCGGCGGAGCACGUGCGCUGCCUGCACCAGAUGGUGCCGGGCGUGGUGCACAUGCACCUCGAGGCGCUGGACGCCGUCGCGCGGGAGAGCCGCCGCCUGCCGCCCGUGCACAAGCCGCGGCUGGCGUGGCCGGCGCUGGUGGGCGGCGAGGCGGGCGCGGCGCCGGCGCUGCGCGCGCUGCUGCUGGCGGACGGGCGCGGCGCCGCGCUGCCGCAGCUGCUGCCGGCCGAGGGCGCGCUGUUCCUCACCAACUACCGCCUGCUGUUCAAGGGCGUGCCGCUCGACCCCUACGCAUGCGAGGCCACAGUGGUGCGCUCGUUCCCGCUGAGCGCACUGACGCGUGAGAAGGGCGUCCGCGCUGCGCACGCGCAGUUCGAGCACACGCUACACGACGGGCUGCAGCUGCGCGCCGCUACCUUCCAGCUGAUUAAGGUGGCCCUGGACGAGGAGGUGAGCAGCGAGCAGGCGGAGGCGUUCCGCAAGGCCGUGGCGCGUCUGCGGCACCCGCAGCACCCGCUCAUGCACUUCGCGCUGGCGCCGCGCGCGCCGCCGCCCGCCGACCUGGCGCCGCCCAAGCACCACACGCUCAAAGGUUUUGCCAAAAAGACCCUAUUGAAGACAGCUCGACGGGCAGGCUUGAAGCCGAAACCCUCAAAGAGACAGAAGUACGUCCUGCCAUCUUCAGAUGCGCGUUCCCUCACCUCGCCUCCUCUGAUGUCCUCGUUAUCGGCUGAUACACUGUCAUUGGAAGAGCUGGAGCUGGGCGGGGGCCCGCCGGAGGGCGCGGAGGGCGCCCACGCGCGCUCGCUGGAGCGCGUGCGCGAGCGCGUGUACGCGCGCGACUGGGCGCGCCUGGGGCUCGCCGCGCCGCCCUUCCGGCUGUCGCACGCCAACGCGCUCUACACGCUGUGUCGCAGCUACCCGGCGGUAAUAGCGGUGCCAGAAAGCGUAUCGGACGAAUCCCUGAGGCGGACGGCGAGAUGCUACCGACAGGGCCGCGUGCCCGUGCUCACGUGGCGCCACCCCCGCACCAGGGCGCUGCUGGCCAGAUCAGCCGCGUCUCAUCACAAAGGCGUGAUGGGAAUGCUUAAAUCGUCCAGUCACCAAACACCCGUAACGACGCAGAGUGGAACUGAAACUACCUCCAGUAUAGAACAAGAGAGGUACCUGUCGGCGCUGGUGUCGCUGACGCCGGCGCGGCGCGGCUCGUUGGACGACUCCAGCCUCAGCCUGGACUCGCUGCUGCUGUGCUGCGACGACACGCCGCACAACCACACGCCGCUGCUCAGCAAGGCAGCCGGCACGCUGGGGGUGCUGGGGCGUGGCAGCGGCGGCAAGGGCGCGGGCGGCGCGGUGCGGCACUUCGGGCGCUGGGGCUCGCUGAAGGACCGGCGCCAGCCCGGCCUCAUGGACGGGGGCCCGCCGCGCGCGCGCCUGUCGGCCGUCGACCUGGACUGCGUUUCCGGCGAGGGCGGGCCGCGGCGCGCGGCGCUGUACGUGCUGGCGGAGAAGGGCGCGGGCGGCGGCGCGGCGGGGGUGGAGCCCGUGCCGCUGGACUACCCCGACGCGCGCGCCACCAAGCACGCCUUCAAGAAGCUGCUGCGCGCCGCCGCGCCCUCCGCGCCCGCCGCGCCCGGCGCCCCCGAGCCCGGCUUCCUCAGUUUGGUGGAAGAGUCCGGUUGGCUGUGGCAGCUGAGGCAGUUGUUUCAACUUUCCGGCGCGGUGGUCGACCUGUUAGACGUACAGGGAUCUUCCGUACUGCUGUCGUUGGAGGACGGCUGGGAUGUUACUGCACAGAUAUCGUCGCUAGCGCAGAUCUGCCUCGACCCGUACUACCGAACGUUGGAGGGGUUCCGCAUCCUGGUAGAAAAGGAGUGGCUGGCCUUGGGGCACAAGUUCCAGCAGCGUUCUAACCUGGCUGCUACGCCGCAGCAGGGCUUCACACCUACUUUCCUCAUGUUCCUCGACGCCGUGCAUCAGCUCCAGAAGCAGUUUCCGCUCGCAUUCGAGUUCAACGACUACUACCUGCGCUUCGUGGCGUACCACUGCGUGUCGUGUCGCUUCCGGACCUUCCUGCUGGAUAGCGAGGCGCAGCGGGCCGAGCUGGGCCUGGCGCCCGACGAGCGGCGCGCGGACGCCUCGAGGAUGGGCGUGGAAACGGGCGGUACGGGGGUGGGUGGCGCUGAGGGUGAAGAGGCGCGCUCGGCGUUAGGGCUCUUUGAGUACGUGGAGCGUCUUCACCAGCGCUCGCCUCUGUUCUACAAUCUACUCUACACGCCUGACCUCGACAACCCGGUGCUGCGGCCGGUGAGCGCCGUGAGCAGCCUGGAGCUGUGGGAGUACUACGUGGGCGAGGAGCUGGCGCACGGCGCGCCCUACGAGCCCGAGCUGUGGCCCGACGAGCCGCCCGCGCCGCGCCGCCUCGUCGUGGCCGGAUACGAUAGUAUAUCGCGCUGCAUGCCGGACGCUUUCACCGGUCUACUGGAGAGGUUGAGGCAGCUGGAGCUGGAGUUAGGACAUCUGCCGCAGAAGUGGCGAGUGCGAUGGGAACAGCUGGAGUUGCCCAACACGUUGGAGUUACAGCGCGCCGCGUCCAUGAGCAGCGGGCUGGUGCGCGUGUUGAGCCGCGCGGCGCACCGGCGCGCCACGCUGGACGUGCUGGCGCGCGCGCGCCAGUGGGGGCAGGGCGCGGGGGCGGGCGGCGCGCACCGCUGGGCGCCCGCGCCCGCCGCCGCGCCCGCGCGCUGCGACCACUGCGCCGAGCUGCUGUGGGGCCCGCUGGGCGAGGGCGCGCGCUGCGCCGACUGCGCCGCGCUGUGCCACGAGCGCUGCGCCGAGCUGCUGGCGGCGCCCUGCGCGCGCCCGCCGCCGCCGCCGCCCGACCGCGAGCGCGGCGCGCCCCUGGGUAGCGUGGCAACACUACAAUCAUCAUCCCAACAAUACUACGAGCAGUUUUCUUCCAACGUAGCGGAGAACCGCACUCACGAAGGACACCUAUACAAGCGUGGCGCCUUGCUCAAAGGAUGGAAACAGAGAUGGUUCGUGCUUGACUCGAUAAAGCAUCAACUGCGAUACUAUGACGCGAUGGAAGAUUCGCACUGCAAGGGGUUCAUUGACUUAGCAGAGGUGCUGACGGUGAGUCAGGCGCCGCCCGCUCCCGGCCCGCCCAAGAAGUGCGACGAUCGCUCCUUCUUCGACCUGCGGACGAGCAGACGAACUUAUAACUUCUGUGCAAGUGAUGCGACCGCGGCGCAGGAGUGGAUCGAAAAACUGCAGGCUUGUCUGCAGUAGAGCCACCGAGGCACAGGGGUUAAGGGGCGCAGGGGUCCAGGGGCACAUGACUGGACACCUCUCGGACCCACUCUCGUUUUGUAUAUUUGUAUUUAAUUUAAAAUUUAUACAAAAUUUUAAUUGAAAAAAAAAUAAAGAUUUAUUUUCCUUGCA
Messenger RNA from Melitaea cinxia (Glanville fritillary), 6110 nucleotides. It is a transcript of the gene Sbf, whose product is annotated as myotubularin-related protein 5. NCBI's taxonomy places the organism in Eukaryota, Metazoa, Arthropoda, Insecta, Lepidoptera, Nymphalidae. The record is from RefSeq and is a predicted model, not a curated record. The transcript has 41 exons. The coding region runs from base 156 to 5957 and encodes 1933 amino acids.